Messenger RNA from Tachysurus fulvidraco (yellow catfish), 2675 nucleotides. RefSeq names its product notch receptor, like (gene notchl). The transcript has 11 exons. Bases 180 to 2540 code for a protein of 786 amino acids. Gene Ontology annotation, cellular component: membrane. Gene Ontology annotation, biological process: Notch signaling pathway; multicellular organism development; cell differentiation. Gene Ontology annotation, molecular function: protein binding. NCBI's taxonomy places the organism in Eukaryota, Metazoa, Chordata, Actinopteri, Siluriformes, Bagridae. The record is from RefSeq and is a predicted model, not a curated record.
AGAGUAUUUUUGCAUCGGGUCUGAGAGGGGAGGCACAAAGAUUCAAAAAGAUACACAUUCUUGUCAUUGGAGGAAAAGUUCUGCAGGGAGAAAAAGAGCAAUUGUCCUUUCUGAGAACUGGUGUGUGGUAAAAUUGUAAAGAAAAACGAGAAGAACUAAAUCGGGACUGAACGUUUACAAUGGUCCUGGUGGAGGGUCUGAUCUUCUUCUUAUGGCCCCUAAGCUGUUUAUCUCAUGCAUCACGAGGUGAUCCAUGGAGCAGCUGUCCAGCAGAUAAAAUGUGCAAAGACAAGUUUGCGAACGGCGCGUGUGAUACGGAAUGCUCUGGCUCCCAGUGCCUAAAAGAUGGCUUUGACUGCUUUAGGCACAAAGAAUCCUGCAAUUCCGGCUAUACUAAGUAUUGCCGUGACAACUUUGACAACACGCACUGCGACAAGGGCUGCAGUACUGCACCCUGUGGGUGGGAUGGUGCAGACUGUAUAAAAAACUAUAAAAAUCAGCGACCCAACUGGGCCAAAGGUACACUGAUUCUGCAUACAGCAAUUCCCUUCCAGAAAGCAGUGUUGCAGAACAAUUCUUUACUUUGGGCUAUCAGCAUUCUGCUCCAGACCAGCGUCAAACUGAGAGCUAUGGUGCCACUUCAGCCUAGUACUGAGUUCUUCACUAUGGAUGCACAGCAGCUGAUAGAUCUGCUCCAGCAAGUACCUACCUACAAGAGCAACAGGUCGUUAUUGUUCCUACAAGUGGAUAACAGGCCAUGCUCCCAGGUACAAUUCACUUGUUUUCCCUAUGCAUCGGAGGCAGCAGAUUUCCUAAACGCUGUGCUGGAGUUGAACCGUGCCCCAACCUAUAUAAAGCCUGAGAUCCAGGCACUCAUCAGCAUCCGGGGCAUCAAUAAGGAAAUUGCAGUGAUAGAACCUCCCGUCAAGGACCCUGAUGGUAUGUUCAGAGAUACAAGAUCACGUUCUCCUCCAUGGCUGUGGCCUGUGGUUGGCAUCGCAGUGGGCAUUGGGAUAGCAUUGGCCAUAGUGGCAAUGGUAGUGCUGGUAUGGAGAUGGAAAAGACGGCAUAGGAGAGAACGAGGAGACAGUGUGCAUCACAGAUCUACAGCAACAGACAACGAUGGUGAGAGUAAAGACUGGACACAGUGCUCCUCUGAGCAAAACAAAAGGAACGGAAGGAUAGCAAGGGAGAAGGACAGAAAUGGCAUAAAAAAGAAGAAGAAAGGGAAGGACCUGGGAAAGAAGCGCAGGGAACCACUCGGAGAGGAUGCCAUUCGGAUGAGGCCUCUCAAGAAGACCUUGGACAUAGGCAGUGACACAGAUGUGACCCAAAGCUCAAUGGAGGACAUCAGUAGGACAAUUUGCGACCACAGAUCUCCAGAUCAGAAACAUUUCAACAUGAGUCACCAACAAGUGCCCAUAAGUCCACCAAGAAGGUGGGAAAGGAAUUCCAUUCCUACAAAUCAGCGAAUGCCAAGCAAUUCAGCCCCAGUGCAGUGGUGUGGACCUGAUGGCUCGGUGGUUCUGAUCCGAGCUGUGAGGAGCGGCCUCGAUCGGGUUGUGAUGGAGCUGCUUAGAGCUGGAGUUCCUGUCAACAACACCGACCACACCGGGAGAUCUGCCUUGCACUGGGCAUGCUCAGUAAACCACCUCUCAUUAGUACGGACACUGAUACGUUAUGGUGCUGCUGUGGACAUGCAGGACCACAAGGGUGAAACUGCUCUGUUUCUCUCGGCUCUCCAUGGCUGCUACGAUACUGCCAGAUUUCUCCUCCUAAAUGGUGCCAAUCAGGAGCUGACAGACCGCAGGGGCCGUCGGCCAAUGGAUGUGGCCCGGGAGGGAUUCCAUCAUCAGAUCCUCGAGCUUCUAUUGGCCCACCGAGUACAUCACAGCCCGUUUCCUGUGGCCCCAGCUACCGAGGUGCUGUGGGAUGAUCGCGCUUACCUGUAUUCCCCAUGGAUGGCAUCACCUCCAUGUCUGCCAGGAAGAAGCGCCUCUUUCUCUGGGACUGUAGGACCCAGAGAGAUGUCUUCACCCCAGCCCAGUGACUGGCAAUAUAUGGCAACCCAAAGCCUGCAGCCAAUGGCAACUCAAUCCACAACUGCCCUAGUCAGCCCCAGGGUCCUCAGCCGGCCAUCGCGCCCGAUCAGCACACUUCAGGAAGUAACCUCUGAAGCUGAGGAAGAAGAAAGAGAAUUAGCACAGCAAGGCUCCAGAGCAACAACACCCCACUUCCUGUGUCCUCAGCCGGCACCUCGGCAGCGCUCGUUCUCUUGCACGCAACCAGCUCUGCAGCGCCGCAUCAGUGCCAACCAACCAGAGCAGGCCAUCAACGUCCUGCCAGAGAAACUAGCUAAUGAGCAAGUGGAAAUAGUGGUUGUGCCCCACAACAAGGCAAGCUCCAGCCAAUCAGAUAGCAGAAGUGCCGGGACGGCAUGUAACACAGACUCUGAGAGAGAGAGAAAGAAGAGUGUCAAAGAAGAACGUCAAAGUGAGAUGGUCAAAACCGAGCCCAUAUCAAUACAGACUGUUAUGUGAGGUUCUGUAUUAUAAGAAGCUCCAAAAGUCUAAUUCCGCUACCAAGCACUUUUUUUUUUCAAACUUUAUUUUAGCAGUCUGUCAAAUCGAUGUAUUCAAUUGUCUUACUUUUAAUAAACAGUUUAUUAUUAUUUA